Klebsormidium nitens is the source of this 3798-nucleotide messenger RNA. Lineage: Eukaryota; Viridiplantae; Streptophyta; Klebsormidiophyceae; Klebsormidiales; Klebsormidiaceae. The record is from the annotation of a GenBank genome assembly.
GCUUAACCCUGUCUUGGAGCAUUGCACUGAGUCUUCAUGUAGAUCUCCGUUCUCUUUCUUCGAGAAAGGUGGAAACGAUCGACCACCUCCAAUGCCAUUCAGCUGCGCAUCUGGGCGCCAUUCCAAGUGACUUUUCGUUGAUUGCCAGAUGCUUUGAGAAACCUACCAAAACAUGGGUUUGCAAACCAGCUAGCGGGAUGCUAAGUCAGCAGCGUCAGAUAGUCCCACCAAGAGGGACAACGCGCUUCGCUAAAGGGACUCAGCAGACUUGUUGCUCUUUGGAGACACUUCAGCGGGUUUCACGGUCGAGAUCUGAGCAGAACGAGUCUGCUCGUGGGGCAUAGGGUAUGGCAAGUAAACGCCCAUGGUGUUUGGGGAACUAGAGAGGGCCCGAUGAUGGGUCGCUUGAGGGGCCACACGCUCCUCAGGGCUGGCUUGCUGCUGCUUGUAUGGCUGCAGGCAGGCUCAUCCUUUGGGCUGGGCGUCGACGCUGCUGGCGUGGCCGUCGAGCGGCAUGUUUCCAGCGGGCGCGCCCUGUCCCGGCACCUCCUCCAAGCUCUCGCGCCUAGUUCUGGAAGCUCGUCGGGAGGAUCACCCAACGACGCCCCAACGGCAGCCCCCACCAAAACCCCAACGACGGCCCCGACCCCUACCCCGGUCGCUACACCCGCCCCAACUCCCACCCCCACAAAACCCGCCACGUCACCUCCACUCACGCCCUCCCCCACCACUGUUGCACCUGUGGCAACCAACGGGCCAGCACCCACCUCGGCGCCAACCACGGCCGCCCCCACUGACACCCCCAUUCCAGAGCUCACCACUCUACCACCUGCGGUCACGCCCGCGCCCGCCACGCUGCCCCCCCUCACGCCUGCACCGACCACGGCCGGUCCGACCCCCGCUCCCACCCCCCUGGCGACCACAGCGGCGCCGCUGCCCCCUGCCCCCCUCACCCUCGCGCCCACGCUGGCCCCCAUCCAGCCGCCCAGCCCCCCCCCAGGUAAAAACACGCCUUCGCCGCUCCCUUCUCUUGUGCCCGCCACGCCGCCGCCCACGCCCCCCGCCACGUCAUCGCCGCCAGGUAAUUCGCUCGCCCCUCUCACGGUUAACGAGUCCGCUCCGGCGCCAGCACUUGUAAAGCCCGUCGUGGUUCCUAACACGGUUAACGAAACUGCUCCGGCCCCAACACUUGUGAAGCCCGUCGUGGUUCCUAACACGGUUAACGAUUCUGCUCCCGCCCCAGCACUCGUAACCCCCGUCGUGGCUCUGGCCGAACCGCUCGCGCCCGCCCCCAUUGCGAGCGUCACAGGAGCCUCGCCAGCGUGCCUGCCUGGGACCCCUUCCUGUGACCCCCUAGUGGUGAAGCUGCUCCUGUCCAACACCGACUACGGCACGCUCAGCCAGUACCUCUUUGCCGAGCUGGCUUCCCAGCUUGGGCUGCAAAGCAACCAGUUCCAGAUCUCAGCAGUUACCGCAGGCGCGGGCCGUGAGUUCAACGUCACCUUCUACAUCCUCCCAGUCUCGGGGUUCAACAUCUCGGCGCCGAUCGCGCAGAACGUUUCGAGGUCGCUGUCGACGCACACAGUGAAGCUGGACCAGGCGCUGUUUGGGAACUACACGUUCUUCUACGCGGUGCCCAACUCGGCGCUUGAGAUUGCGCCGACAUCCCCGCCCGUGGCCCCUGCUCCGGCGCCAGUCCCGGCACCGGCCCCGGCGCCAGGCCCAGCUAAUAGCACGGUUAUACCGCCUGUAAAUACCGGUGGAGGAGGGGGCGGCGGUGGGGGUAGUGGCACAAUCAUUGCUGUGGCAGCAGCAGUGGGGGGGGCGGCAGUUCUUGCGGUGGCUGCACUGGUACUGUGCUGCUGCUUGUGUAGAAAGAAGAAGGUGGAGGAACAGGACGACGCGUUCAGCGAGUACAGCAAGACCACCUCCGUCAACACGGCGUCUGCCCUGCUGACGCGUCCCCACGAGAAGCCGUUCCGUACGCUGUCGUCGGCAAGCAUGCCGUCGGAUAGCCUGCCGCGCCCGUCCAGUGCUCGCGUCUUCACUUAUGAAGAGCUGGCGGACGCGACCAACGGGUGGGACCCCAUGUAUCUGCUGGGAGAGGGCGGAUUCGGCAAGGUCUACAAGGGCGUGCUCAAGGACGGGAUCAAGGUCGCCGUCAAGAAGCUCACGGUGGGCGGCCACCAGGGCGACCGCGAGUUCCAGGUGGAGGUGGAGAUGCUGAGCCGGCUGCACCACCGGCACCUGGUGAAGCUCAUCGGCUACUACUACCGCCCGGAGCAACAGCUGCUCUGCUACGAGCUCGUCAUGAACGGCUCGCUCGAGAACCACUUGCACGGCCAGGGCAGGGGACGGCGGCCCCCGGGCGCGAUGUGGCAGCCGCUCGCGCUGGACUGGGACGCGCGGAUGAAGAUUGCGAUCGGCGCCGCGCGCGGGCUGGCGUACCUGCACGAGGACUGCCAGCCGACGGUGAUCCACCGCGACAUGAAGGCGUCCAACAUCUUGCUAGAGGACAACUUCCACGCCAAGGUCGCCGACUUCGGGCUCGCCAAGAUCGCGCCCGACAACCGCAGCGACUACCUGACAACCAGGGUCAUGGGGACCUUCGGGUACGUUGCUCCGGAGUAUGCGAUGACCGGGCACAUCAUGGUGAAGAGCGACGUGUACAGCUACGGCGUGGUGCUCCUGGAGCUGCUCACCGGGCGCAAGCCGGUCGACAUGUCGCAGCCGCAGGGGCAAGAGAACCUCGUCACUUAUGCGCGGCCCUUAUUGUCCGACCCCGAUCGGGUGGAGGACCUGGUGGACCCCCGGCUGGGCGACGCGUUCCCCUUCGAAGACCUGCUCAAAGUCGCCACGAUCGCCCUGGCGUGCGUCCACCCUGACCCCGCACGCAGGCCGCAUAUGGGAGAGGUCGUCCAGAAGCUGCGGAUGUUGCAGCGGUCCCCGGCCAACGGGGCGGAGAGCCACCAGAGCGACGACUGCGCAACGGGGCGGGACAUGGAAACGCUAGCGAGCACGCUCAGCGGACCCCUGCCAGCCUACACGCAGUCGCAGCCCUUCCCGGGGGGGUACAUGUCGACCGCGUACCCCCGCUUCCCUAUGCACCGCUCCAUGGAGCUGCCCCCCCACACAACGAGCUCGAGGUUCCAGUCGGAGAACAUGAGCGUCGGGGAUACCGACUCGAUGCGCUCGCAGUCGAUCAUGCUCGAUCACGACCAGCUGGCGCGAACCACGGUCUUCAGCGAGGGCCUCGAGGAAGGCCGGUAGCGGCAUCGGCGCGCGGGGGAGGCGGUCGGGGCGGGGAGUGCACGGGAUGCCGACCGAUGGGCUUGACAGGUGUCCGAGGUAGGACCGUGAUCGCGCGAUGCUCGGAGGGUUUGUUCACGAAUGUGGAGAGAGGAGGGGGAUUACGGCAGCUGAUACGGAUCCUGAGUUGUGCGAAGAAGGUCGCGCUGCGGAAGCGCGAAAAGGGUGCGGGAAAAAGGGGCGGAAAGGUGGUGAGCUCCAGCCGGGGCCUCUGCUGAUGGACGUCAGCUUGUAUUUUAGGACGCGUCCGAACACGUAGGAUACUGACCACAACGUCUCGCAGUCGAGUCUAUAGAGGUCGUCUUAUAAUGGGUGGCACCGUCAAAACAGGACUUGGGGUUUUGGAGAAAGUUGUCACAUUAACUGCCUUAUUGCAUCUAACCAUCUUAGUUGAAAAACCUCUAAAAGCAUGGCGUGUAUGCAGACUUAAGCAUACCGCUGGAUUGACCAGCAUGAUCAACUGGAAUUCAAGAUACACACAUCUGCGGU